Molecule: messenger RNA, 2587 nt
Organism: Sturnus vulgaris (Common starling)
Lineage: Eukaryota; Metazoa; Chordata; Aves; Passeriformes; Sturnidae
Gene: SRSF11
Product: serine and arginine rich splicing factor 11
Biological process (GO): RNA splicing
Cellular component (GO): nucleoplasm
Molecular function (GO): RNA binding
Source: RefSeq, a predicted model, not a curated record
GCGAACCGAACCAAACCGAACCGAACCGGGCCGGGCACAGCGAAGCUUAGCGCCCCGCCCGCGCCUCACCCCGCUCCUCUCCCCACGCUGUGUCUGCUGCAGCACCGGCGGAGCGGGCGGCGGCGCGAUGGCCUCCAGCAGCGGCACCGACGUGAUCCAGGUCACCAACGUCUCGCCCAGCGCCAGCUCGGAGCAGAUGCGGACCCUCUUCGGCUUCCUGGGCAAGAUCGAGGAGCUGCGCCUCUUCCCUCCCGAUGACUCCCCCUUGCCGGUGUCGUCGCGCGUGUGCUUUGUAAAGUUCCACGACCCCGACUCGGCCGUGGUGGCCCAGCACCUGACAAACACUGUGUUCGUUGACAGAGCCCUCAUUGUGGUUCCCUAUGCUGAAGGAGUCAUUCCUGAUGAGACUAAGGCUUUGUCUCUCUUGGCACCAGCUAAUGCCGUGGCAGGGCUGCUGCCCGGGGGUGGCCUGCUGCCCACCCCCAACCCCCUCUCUCAGAUUGGUGCUGUCCCUUUAGCUGCUCUAGGAGCUCCUGCUCUCGACCCUGCCCUUGCUGCUCUUGGGCUUCCUGGAGCAAACCUGAACUCCCAGUCUCUUGCAGCAGAUCAGCUCCUGAAACUGAUGAGCACAGUGGAUCCAAAGUUGAACCAUGUGGCUGCAGGACUUGUGUCCCCCAGUCUGAAAUCAGAUACCUCCAGUAAGGAAAUAGAAGAGGCCAUGAAGAGAGUCCGAGAAGCACAGUCCUUAAUUUCUGCUGCUAUAGAGCCAGACAAAAAAGAUGAAAAACGAAGACAUUCGAGGUCGAGGUCGCGCUCGAGGAGGAGGAGGACUCCUUCCUCAUCCAGACACAGACGCUCCAGGAGCAGAUCAAGGAGAAGAUCCCAUUCCAAAUCCAGGAGCAGGAGGAGAUCCAAAAGUCCCAGGAGAAGGAGAUCCCAUUCCAGAGAGAGGAGCAGGAGGUCUCGGAGCACAUCCAAAACCAGGGAUAAAAAGAAGGAAGAGAAAGAAAAGAAACGUUCUAAAACUCCCCCCAAAAGCUACAGCACAACCAGAAGAUCCAGAAGCACAAGCAGGGAACGGCGGCGCAGGCGGAGCCGGAGCGGGACACGGUCCCCGAAAAAACCCAGAUCUCCCAAACGGAAAAUGUCCCGGUCCCCGUCACCCAGGAGGCAUAAAAAGGAAAAGAAGAAGGAUAAAGACAAGGAGAGGAGCAGAGACGAGAGGGAACGGUCAACGAGCAAGAAAAAGAAGAGCAAAGACAAGGAGAAGGAUCGGGACCGGAAAUCCGAGAGCGACAAGGAUGUGAAACAGGUCACAAGGGACUACGACGAGGAGGAACAGGGCUACGACAGCGAGAAGGAGAAGAAGGAGGAGAAGAAGGUGGCAGAUGCUCCCUCCCCCAAAGGGAAGGAGCCCCCGGCCGAGAAGGGCAGUGGGGAUCCAGGCAGGGAAUCCAAGGUGAACGGGGACGACCACCACGAGGAGGACAUGGACAUGAGCGACUGAGCCCGCCCACAGCCCCUCCAGUGUGAUCCUUUAUGCUGUACUUGUUAAUCCUCAACCUAGAUGUAUCCAGCUCCGAGCUCUCCAUGGUCUGUCCAUCCCGAUACUAACUCACACCCAAAGCUUGAGACAGGGCCCCCCCUGCUCCGGGGGCCCAGCUGGGGCCGGGCCAGGCUGCACGUCCCUCCCUCAGCACGGGCGGGGCCAGCCCUCCUCCCUCCCUCCCUCCCUCCCUGCCUGCUUCCCUCCCUCUGGAGUGUCCCGGGCUGAGCCCGCAGGGCCAGGAAUGUCCCAGGAGUGUGGGGAGUGUAGCACAGCCCCCCCUUGUCCUGUGGGAAUGUCCCAGGAGUGUGGCACAGCCCCCCUGUCCUGUGGGAAUGUCCCAGGAGUGUGGCACAGCCCCCCUUGUCCUGUGGGAAUGUCCCAGGAGUGUGGCACAGCCCCCCCUGUCCUGCAGCCUCCCAGAGUUGGCUUUGGAUCACAUCAGCUCUUUGUGCUCUGGGCUUUAGUUCUGGUUUUAAGCCACGUGCUGGGCUCGGUUGGGUUUGGAUUCGUGGUGGGUUUUGGUUGGCUGUGCCCAGGGUUCUGUGCCCUGACCUUCCUGAGGGCUCUCUCUCCACCGUUCAGCUCCAUCCAGGAUGAGCUGGGAUGGUCUGAGCCCAGGAGGGGGAAUCCUGCCCGUGCCCAGUGAGGGAGGGUUGGGGGAGCAGCCUCACCCGGGGCUGGGGGCUCAGGAGCUCACCCACUGCAGCAGGGAGUGCAUUUUAAAAUGCCCUUGGUCUGUUUUUAAAGCAAGUCCAUUAAUAAUGUACUUUUUACUUGAUCUCAAGUUGUACAAACGGAUGAAUUUGUGUUCCUGUCCCGGCCGUUCCCUCCCUCCCGCACUCGGUGAUCCCGUGGUAUUUGCAGAGUAGUUUCCCAAAGCUGUUCCUUAGUUCCAGCAGCUCCAGAGCUUUUACUUUUGUGCAGGUAAAGAGACAAAAGUAGCCGACAGUCUGUGCCAUGUCGAUGUACAGUUUCGGAAAAUGUUUUACAAAACUUUGAUAAUAAAACCCUGAAACUUCAACUCCUCUUCCUAGAAAA